GAUAUUGGAUAGCGGGCAGGGAGUUUUGGGGUUCCAUGACUGGGCAGCAGCUACACUGCACGACGCAUGAAACGGAUGAAAUACCGAUGGCCGGAGCAACUCUGGCUUUGCCGCGGGACGACUUUGCCAACGGCCUCUCCAAAGGCAAGGAGACAGCAUGUUAUGAUUUGGGCGACAGGUUGGCAUGCUCCGAUAUGAGCGGCAUUAGCACCUCCUUCUUUCCCGGGUUAUCCGGGCAUUGAUGUAGCAUGAGAUAUAGACAGAUAACCUGCUACGUGCUCGGCUAUCAGUCUAUAGUGAGGAGAAGAUUGAAGUAUUAGACGACCGAAGUGGAGCGAGGUGCAGAAAUACGAGAGCCGACUUGUGUGCU
Messenger RNA from Cryphonectria parasitica EP155, 370 nucleotides. RefSeq lists its product as uncharacterized. The record is from RefSeq and is a predicted model, not a curated record. The coding region runs from base 36 to 242 and encodes 68 amino acids. The transcript has a single exon. NCBI's taxonomy places the organism in Eukaryota, Fungi, Ascomycota, Sordariomycetes, Diaporthales, Cryphonectriaceae.